CUGUGUCGCUGCUGCAGCUUCACUCGCAAGGCGAGCGGCGCACAUCGAGGAGCGGAGCUUACUAAAGAAAUAAAAAAAAAUCAAAUCCAGUCAUCAGAAGAAAAAGCGGCAGAAGCAGAGACGCUCACGGACUGUUCAGAUCAAUCUUCUUUUCCACCGAUAGCGAUUACCGAAAAGGAUCUGCAAUCGUUCUCUUACUUUUUUUAAAAUUUUUAUCUUAUUAUUUCCCUGGAGCACAUUGGCUAAAUGGAUAAGGAACGUGCGCUCGCUCGAAGCCGGAGAGAGGCUUUUGAUAAAGAGGGAAAUUAAGCUGCCGGCUCUCUGGCUGUGUGCGCGUGCGUGCGUGUGCGUGUAUGUGUGUGUGUGCGCGUGUAUGAGUCACAAUCUCGUAUUUCAGCCCUAGCUAGUGUGGCCGGCUGCUUGGAGCUGGGGCCCGAUAUGGACUCAAAGAAGAGAUAAUUCCAGGAGGAGGAGGUGGUGGUGGAGGAGGAGGUGUCGGUUGUGGCGGUGGUACUAGUGGAAGGGGAAACAAUUUGAGUGCGCCGAAGAACUUUUUUAUUAUUAUUUUUUUAAAAAAGGACUGGACUUUAGAGGAAUAAAAAAACAGAAGAGCGAGUGAACAAAGUUGGCGUCUAAUACUUCUGCGUGGAGCUGGAGCCGUGGUCUAAAAAAAACUCGGAGGAAAUGGGGGAGCAGCCAAUCUUCACCACCAGAGCCCAUGUCUUCCAGAUCGAUCCCACUACCAAGAAGAACUGGGUCCCUGCCAGCAAGCAGGCCGUCACCGUCUCCUACUUCUACGACAGCACAAGGAACAGCUACCGCAUCAUCAGCGUGGACGGAUCCAAGGUAAUAAUCAACAGUACAAUUACGCCGAACAUGACCUUCACAAAAACCUCACAGAAGUUCGGCCAGUGGGCAGACAGCCGAGCGAAUACAGUAUUUGGUUUGGGAUUUUCUUCCGAGCAACAAUUAGCAAAGUUUGCUGAAAAAUUUCAGGAAGUUAAAGAGGCAGCAAAACUAGCAAGAGACAAGUCUCAAGAGAAAAUUGAAACCUCUAGCAACCAUUCGCAGGAAUCCGGUCGGGAGACUCCAUCCACGCAAGCAUCCAGCAUUAAUGGCACCGACGAUGAGAAGGCAUCUCACGGAGGACCUGUAGACGCACACCUGAAAGGCGACAAUGACAGGCUGAAGACGUCUUUAACACAGGGCUCAGCCAACACGAAGAAAUGGGAGACGGAACUUCAGACGCUGAGAGAAAGCAACGCACGGCUAAUUGAUGCCCUCCAGGAGUCUGCGACUAAUGUAGAGCAGUGGAAAAAACAACUAGAAGAGUGCAAAGAUGAAAGCGAUCAACUCAGGAAAAAGAUCACAGAGCUUGAAGCACAAUGCAACGAAAUAAACGUGGAGAAGGAGCACAAUGAGCAGCUGAGCAUGAAGGUGCAGGAGCUGGAGUUGGAGCUCGCCGAGAAGGAGCUGGAGCUGGAGAACCUGAGGAAGCAGGCAGAAAUCAUCCCACAGCUCAUGGAGGAUUGCGAGCUGAUGACUCAGAAGCUACAGGAUGCUGAAUUGAAAAGCAAAGACUUGGAGGACAGAAUUCAGACGCUACAGGCCGACCUCGAAGAAAGCCAACACAAACAGGGAAACCUGAAGAUGGAGCUCAAGACGUUUUUAGAUGUGCUGGAUGGAAAGAUCGAUGAACUGCACGAAUUCAGACAAGGACUGUCAAAACUAGGAAUAGAUAACUGAGAAAAAAACGAUGCCUCCUUUUUCGGGGGGUGGGGGUAUUACCACUCGUUUUUUUUCUUUAAAUGAAGACACAAACCAUUUAGGGCCUGUCUGACUUGAUUAGACUCCUCUCUGAGUGUGCCUCACGAAAAAAAAAAAAA
Polypterus senegalus (gray bichir) is the source of this 1886-nucleotide messenger RNA. It is a transcript of the gene homer2, whose product is annotated as homer scaffold protein 2. Gene Ontology annotation, biological process: G protein-coupled glutamate receptor signaling pathway; regulation of store-operated calcium entry. The coding region runs from base 685 to 1746 and encodes 353 amino acids. NCBI's taxonomy places the organism in Eukaryota, Metazoa, Chordata, Cladistia, Polypteriformes, Polypteridae. Gene Ontology annotation, molecular function: G protein-coupled glutamate receptor binding. The transcript is spliced from 9 exons. The record is from RefSeq and is a predicted model, not a curated record. Gene Ontology annotation, cellular component: postsynaptic density; dendrite; plasma membrane.